AUGAAGUACAUCUCCCUGGCGCUAACCCUCUUUUGGAACUAUCUGGACGUGUUCAUCAUCCUGUCGAGUUUGGCCAUCGCCACCCGCUUCGAGCAGAUCAACACGCAUCUGGAAUCGAUGCUCACGGGUGACAACGUGCUGACACCGAAUGAGCCAUUUUGGGUCCGGAUCCGGAACCAUUACGUGGUGGUGUGCGAGCUGCUCGACGAGGUGAACCGUGUCAUUUCGUGGAUUAUGCUGAUAUCAUGCGCUACCAAUUUGUACUUCAUCUGUCUCCAGAUACUGAACGUCUCGCAGAAGCUACGAUAUGUGAUGAAUGACAUUUACUACUGGUUUUCGUUGCUGUUCCUGAUUGCCCGAACCGUGACGAUGUUUCUGAGUGCUGCCCACAUUCACGAAACUGCCAAAAAGCCCCUUGACAUAGUGACGAGAAUUCCGAACUCCGGCUGGUGUGUGGAGCUGGAACGUUUCGCAACGCAGCUUAAAAGUGAAACGGUGGCCCUUUCUGGGAUGGGAUUUUUCGACGUCACCCGCCAAUUGCUGUUCUCGAUGGCUGGCACAAUUGUAACGUACGAGCUGGUCAUGCUCAAAUUUGACCGGCUAUCCGUCGGCAAAGGAUACAUCCGGCCCUGUUCGUACUUUGAAAUCGAGAAAAGUUGGCUCAGCUGAAGGAUUCCACACCCCGCAUUCAUUCUUUCAGCCUCUGGAAACAACUCGCCGCAAUAAAAUUAAUAAUAAAUUGUCUUCAAGGAAACGGUGCGUCAGCUUACUAAGUUCAUCGAAUGUGAGCGUCUACCUACUGUUAGAAUUGACCGAAUCUCCGACACUUUGUAACAGUUGUAAGUUGUGUUGUGUGCUGAAAAUUUAUUUCUAUUGCUCAUGCUAGUUCAUGAGCCUAAGAGGCGAUGACAAAAAAACUAAAAAAAAACACUUGUUGAUACCGGUUUUUAAUUUUCAAAUGAGAGGAGAAGACGACAGUGAAGAAGAUCCUCACAAAACAUCAGCAUCGUCAACACGAACGCUAUUGGAAUUGGCUAUCUUUUAUUAGUGGCAUCGAUUGACCUUAAACCCGUCGGCAGUCCGGCCAAAAAGUGGCCCCCAUCGACGUAUAGUUGGUACCUAUUUACCUGUUAGCCGUUUGACCGUUUACGCUACUCAACAAACCCCGACAUAUCGCACAGAUUCGUGCACGCAAUCUGCAUAUCGUUUCUAGAUUUCAAAUGAGUAGGGGACAUAGGGGUAUUUGGUGCAAUAACAACAGGUGUAACUAUCUAAAGAAUUGUGAAAAACGUGAAAAACUUGUUCUAUCGAGUUUGUAAAUUCAAGAAGUUUAAUAGAAUUUAAGGAUUUUUUUGAUGUUGUAAUAAAACUGAAUGUUACUAGUAGGUAAAA
This is a messenger RNA of Uranotaenia lowii, 1392 nucleotides long. Its product is annotated as gustatory receptor for sugar taste 64a-like. Gene Ontology annotation, cellular component: membrane. Bases 1 to 669 code for a protein of 222 amino acids. Gene Ontology annotation, molecular function: sweet taste receptor activity. The record is from RefSeq and is a predicted model, not a curated record. Gene Ontology annotation, biological process: sensory perception of sweet taste; detection of chemical stimulus involved in sensory perception of taste. NCBI's taxonomy places the organism in Eukaryota, Metazoa, Arthropoda, Insecta, Diptera, Culicidae. The transcript is spliced from 5 exons.